AUGGUGACCCUCGCACCCCCAUCUUUGAGGGGUGUUCCCCCUCCCCCCUUUUGCCCUCUGUUGCCUCUGCUGCUGCGGCCGACCUCGUUGGUCUUGAGUCGGUCGGUGCGGCGUCUACCCCUAGCGGGAGACGCCGCCCUGGCAAGGGCAAGGGGGGCACGGGCGCUGGAGGAGCUAGCAGGGGCGGUGGAGGCGGCGGUGGAGGCGGCGGAGGGGGUGGGGGUGGCGGUGGGGGUGGUGGCGUGGGUGGAGAUGUCGGUGGCGGCAGUGGAGGCGGAGGCGGCAGCGGCGGUGGCGGUGGGAGCGGAGGUGGCGGAGGUGGCGGCGGUAGAGGAGGCGGCGGCGGAGGAGGUGGAGCUGGUCGGGGUGGCGCUGCGCAGAGGGUCGGCUCCAGUGGUGGUCAGCGCCAGCAGCAGCAGCAGCAGCGCACUCGUGACAUCCCCCCCCCCCUCUGCAGCUCCGGCGGGAGUAGCUGUCUUUGACCUUGACUUUGAUGCUAUUCUUGCUGCUGCUCUAGGUACUGGUGAGGCUGCUGCUCUAGGUGCUAGCGAGGCUGCUACUCUAGGUGCUUAUGCGUCUGCUCCCUUAGGUGCUGGUGAGUCUGCUCUCUCAGGUACUGCGUCGGCUUCGGCCUCCCACACAUUCACCCUUGACUCGGGGGCUUCUCGCUCCUUCUUUCGAGACCGCACCACACUCACGCCGCUUGGCCGGCCAGUUGCAGUCUCUCUGGCAGACCCCUCUGGGGGUCCUGUCCUUGCUCACUUCUCCACUGUCCUCUCGUGUCCGGCAGCCCUACUCUGGCACCCUACAGGCCGACACCUGCUCACGUUUACACGUCGGCUGGGGUCGAGCCUGUACACACUGACCACUGAGUCUCCUCCAGUCACUGCCUCUGGUCAGGAAGUUGCGUCGGGUCAGGUGUUUGCUGCAGCGUCCAGGUCUGGCUCUGAGUCUGCCCCCUGCUCGUGUCGCCUCCUGUCUCACGAGACUCUCCUCUGGCACCACCGCCUUGGUCACCCCUCCCUCCUUCGUCUCCGAGGCAUGGCCUCCCGUGUCCUUGUCUCUGGUCUUCCCCGGUCCCUCCCUCCCCUUCCUCCGGGGCCUGGUCCUACCUGCGUCCCCUGUGUCGAGGGGCGGCAACGGGCUGCCCCUCACUCCUCCCAGUUUCCUCCGACAGAGGCCCCGCUGCAGACGCUUCACAUGGGCGUGUGGGGCCCGGCCCGCGUCCGUGGACACGGUCUCGAGCGCUAUUUUCUGCUGGUGGUUGACGACUACUCGCGUUACACCACAGUCUUCCCCUUGCGCAACAAGGGUGAUGUCACUGAGGUGUUGAUUGACUGGAUCCGCGCAGCUCGUCUCCAGCUCAGGCAGAGCUUCGGCUCGGACUUUCCUGCUCUGCGUCUGCACUCUGACAGAGGCGGAGAGUUCUCCUCUGGCCUUCUGCGAGCCUACUGUCGUGCACGAGGCAUCCGCCAGACCUUCACGCUUCCGGACUCUCCACAGCAAAAUGGGAUUGCUGAGCGCCGCAUUGGCAUGGUCAUGGACGUCGCCCGUACGUCCAUGAUGGAUGCGGCUGCCCCCCAUUUUCUGUGGCCGUUUGCGGUUUGGUACGUGGCGCAUCAGAUCAACCUUCACCCUAGGGUCUCCAUGCCGGAGACCUCUCCAGCUUUGCUGUGGACCGGGAAGGUUGGCGAUGCGUCUGCGUUCCGUGUCUGGGGAUCUCGGGCGUUUGUCCGCGACUUGUCUGCGGACAAGCUGUCCCCUCGUGCUGCUCCUUGCGUCUUCCUUGGCUUCCCCCCUGACGCGCCAGGGUGGCAGUUCUACCACCCCACCUCUCGCCGUGGACGUCACGUUUGA
Molecule: messenger RNA, 1857 nt
Organism: Closterium sp. NIES-65
Lineage: Eukaryota; Viridiplantae; Streptophyta; Zygnematophyceae; Desmidiales; Closteriaceae
Source: the annotation of a GenBank genome assembly